Messenger RNA from Ananas comosus (pineapple), 854 nucleotides. RefSeq lists its product as uncharacterized. Lineage: Eukaryota; Viridiplantae; Streptophyta; Magnoliopsida; Poales; Bromeliaceae. The record is from RefSeq and is a predicted model, not a curated record. The coding region runs from base 448 to 762 and encodes 104 amino acids. The transcript has 4 exons.
GUCCGCUGCGAUGGCGACGCGGUAAAGAGUGAUCGAGAAUCGGAGACUUCAACAAUGUUUCAUUGAGUCUCCCUCCCUCUCUCUCUCUCUCUCUCUCUCUCUCUCUCUCUCCCCUCAACCAUUUUCUUUCUUUAUUACCCACAAUUCCACGCCACAUCUCCACCAACAAUUCGAUGCUCCUCCGCCUCGUUGUUGCGUUUUGAAACCACUCAUUAGUUGUGCUCCAAGAAGAAGAAGAAGAAGAAGAAGAAGAAGAAGAAGAAGAAGAGAGAGAGAAAAAGAAAAUACAUAUCACGAAUUCACCACCACUUAUUGCCUCCAAUUGUGUGUGGGUUUCUUUCCCUUUCUUUGGACAGAAGAAUUUUGGAACCAUCUUUCCAUUUGGGGGUGUUCCUCAAUUUUGUGGGUCUUUUUUUUUUGGUUUCUCGUGAACAAAUUUUGUCGGAGAUGGUGAGGAAGAGAUUGAAGAGAUUUUACGGAAAAGAGGCGCUGGAGUUUCUGAACCAGGUGAUGCAGGACAAGCCCCUGCUGCCCUUCCUGAUCCCGCUGGGCCUCUUCGCCUGGGCCGUCGAGCGGUGGCUCGUCCCCUUCUCCAACUGGGUCCCCCUCGCCGCCGCCGUCUGGGCCACCAUUGAGUAUGGGAGGUUUCGACGCCGACUGCUUGUAGAAGACUUGGAUAAAAGAUGGAGGCAGCUUUUAUUGAAUACAGCACCCACAGACCCCACUAGAGCCUUGUCAGUGGCUGAACAAGCUUCUGAUUGAAGUCUGGCCUAAUUUUAUGGAACCGAAGCUUUCAAAGAAGUUCUUCUCUAUUGUUGAGAGGCGUCUAAAGAAUCGGAGACCAAAAUUGAUUG